AUGUUUCCUUCUAGCAACCAUACAAUGCUCUCCAAAUCCUCCACGAAUUAUCAUAAUGAAAGCCCUAAUCCAUCCUUCCUGCACUUCCCUGCAGAGCCCUUCCUUGUCAAUGAUGAUGAACUGCUCAUGACUCACUUCUUGUCACACCAUAAUUUCUCCAUAGUUCCACCCCAGACCGAAGUUAACCACAGGCCGAACGCCGAUGCCGCAGCCGAGCCCCUACCAAGAAAGAAGGGCACCGGUGGCAGGAAGUCAGCUCCGCGGAAGAGAACUGGCAAGAAGGACCGGCACAGCAAGAUCUGCACGGCCAAAGGGCCGAGGGACCGGAGAAUGAGGCUGUCUCUUCAGAUUGCCCGAAAGUUUUUCGAUCUCCAAGACAUGUUAGGGUUUGACAAGGCCAGCAAAACAAUUGAGUGGCUCUUCACCAAGUCGAAGGCAGCGAUCAAGGAACUCACCGGAAACCUCGCCCAGGUAAAGCACAUUGCCACUGGCAGCGGCAACGGUGGUGGCGGUGGCAGUGGAGGAAGCGGCAGCAGGGGGAAGAGUUCCAGGUCGUGUUCGUCGGAGUGCGAAGUUGUUUCGAGCAUCCAGGAGGCUGCAGCCCAUCAUGGAGAGCACAAAAGGGGAAUUGAGGAAAAUGGUGAAUCCUCCAUGAAUGAGAAAAACAAGAAAAUACUUCGGAAAGUGGCGUAUGAUCCUCUCGCAAGAGUGUCCAGGGAGAUGGCAAGAGCAAGGGCUAGGGAGAGAACUAAAGAGAAAAUGAAAAUAAGAACUCUUGAGAAAUCAAAACAUUGUUGUGAAGUAAACCCUAAUGCUAAUCCUCCCUUUGAGGCUGCAGGGGGCGAUGAAGAUCAAAUCGGAAUAAGCCAAGAAGUGGAAGAACCCAGCACUGACUUGCUAGAACAUCAAAUGGCCACUGUGGGAAUCAUUGAGAAAUUUUUGGGCAUGACAAGCUCCUCAAAAUCGUCUCUGAUUUUCGAUCAUCAGCCCCAUGUUGCAGUCUCGAGUGGGGUAAAUGCCGGGAAUAUUGAUUUUCCAGGUUUUUCGGGGGAAUGGAACAUGAUCAACAAGUCAAGAAACCACUCUUGUUACGGCAAUGCAAUGGCAACCAUGAACUCAUUGAUCCCAGGUAGCAACCAAGAAGAAAACCCUAGUUCAAUUUAUAUGGCUACUGCCUCAAGCAUUCGCUUGCAGUCCCAGCUUCUUCAGGACCAUCAAGCUGAUAAUUUGCCUGGCAAAAAUCACAAUCUAUAUUGA
Molecule: messenger RNA, 1257 nt
Organism: Malania oleifera
Lineage: Eukaryota; Viridiplantae; Streptophyta; Magnoliopsida; Santalales; Ximeniaceae
Product: transcription factor CYCLOIDEA
Exons: 1
Coding region: 1-1257 (418 amino acids)
Biological process (GO): regulation of secondary shoot formation
Cellular component (GO): nucleus
Molecular function (GO): sequence-specific DNA binding; DNA-binding transcription factor activity
Source: RefSeq, a predicted model, not a curated record